UAAACCCUAAAUUUCCGAACAAACCCCACCAAAAACAAAUUUUACUGUUGUUUCGUCUACCAAGUACUAACGACCCAAAAAAUCCUAAAACCCUAUUCCUCUCGAUCUGUCCCAAUGGAGCAGCAACCCGACAACAUCCUCUACGAAACCCUAAGCCCUCUCCGUCUAUCUACUCCCUCCGAUGUCCCCUCACGCCAUCAAUCUCCGCCGUUGGAUCAAUUGGAACCCUACACUGUGUUUCGCAACGAGAUUUCCUUAUCUGAUCUUGGCGGCGCUUACGUGGAGUCUCCCGCAGCCGAUUUUUUCUCUCUGGAUGUGAAUAGCAGUGUAGAUGAUGAAUUGGUGGAAGUCGAGCCGAUGAGGCAACUGGAGCCGGAGACUCCAGCUACGGAAGUGGAGCCGAGGUUGGAGAGCGGCUGGUUCAGAGGCAAUAGUAGGUUUAAGAGUCCGAUGCUUCAGUUACAUAAAGAGAUUGUGGAUUUCUGUGAAUUUCUUUCUCCAACCCCGGAAGAAAAAGCUCUUCGCAACUCUGCAGUAGAAUCUGUUUUUGACGUUAUCAAAUACAUAUGGCCCCAGAGCAAGCCUGAGGUUUUUGGCUCAUUCAGGACAGGCCUUUAUCUUCCAACGAGUGAUAUCGAUGUUGUGAUUCUGGGAUCCGGUAUCAUAAACCCACCAAUCGGUUUGCAGGCUCUUUCUAGGGCAUUAUCUCAACGGGGUAUUGCCAAAAAGAUACAGGUGAUUGCAAAGGCUCGUGUGCCCAUCAUAAAAUUUGUAGAGAAAAAGAGUGGUGUUUCGUUUGAUAUAAGUUUUGAUGCAGAAAAUGGACCAAAAGCUGCUGAGUUCAUUAAGGAUGCAUUAUAUAAGUGGCCUCAAUUGCGCCCAUUAGGUUUGAUCUUGAAAGUUUUUUUACAGCAGAGGGAGUUGAAUGAGGUAUAUUCUGGUGGGAUUGGCUCAUAUGCUCUCCUUACCAUGUUAAUGGCUGUAUUAAAGAGUUUUUAUGAGUGUCAAACUUCUCCAGAACAUAAUUUGGGAGUCCUUCUGGUACACUUCUUUGAUAUCUAUGGACGCCAAUUGAACACCACAAAUGUUGGUGUAUCUUGUAAAGGGACCCACACCUUCUUUAAAAAGAGUAGCAAAGGGUUUACAACUAAGGGGCGACCGUUUCUCAUCUCCAUUGAGGACCCACAGGCACCAGAUAAUGACAUUGGGAAGAACUCUUUCAAUUACUUCCAGAUUAAAUCAGCUUUUAUAACGGCAUUUGCAACCUUGACAAAUCCGAAGACCAUCUCUAGCUUAGGGCCGAACAGAAGCAUUCUUGGUACCAUAAUUAGACCUGAUCCAAUCUUGCUGGACCGUAAGGGAGGAUCUAAUGGUGAGAUGACUUUUAACAACUUGCUUCCUGGAGCUGGGAAGCCAUUACAUACACAAUAUGUGGACCAGCAACAAGAGAUUUUGUGCAAUUGGCAGUCAGACUAUGAAGAAGAAUCCUUCCCCCGCGGAGAUGAUCAGUCUUCCAGGAAGAAGCUGAAAACUUCUUUCAAAGAGAAAUCUAGAAAGAAGAAGGUUAAAGAAUCAGGGAAGAUGGAGAGGCACGAAGAAAGUGGCUCAAGGAAAGAGAAGACAAAGAAGAGACGGCGGAGACAUAACUGCGAUUAUGUCAACGGUUUUAGUUGAUAAUAUGGCAGUCAUUUCCUAUUUGGUUUUGUGUAUGUUCGCAUAUAGCAGUCAUGAAUCAGAGUUUGAGAACAUGAUUCUUGAUGCAUGGAGCAUCACAUUCUGCAGCGGAAAUGAAUUAGUAAAAGGCUGUGUGUUUUCAAGUUGGAUUUGUGAGAACUGCCGUUGAUGCUGCGCCAGGCCACUGGUUCGCCUUCAUCCACCAUCCAUCCAUGUUAUUCCAGAAGGUUUGAUCUUCUUCUUCAUCAACCAUCAAUAUUUGCUCCAAUUCCUUACGGUAGCUAAUAUCCAGAUAUUUCAAUUGCAACAGAUUUUGAGCGAUAGAGUGAGAAGAUAUGGUAGGCUUAAAGCAUAGGUGGGAGACCCCUACAUAAACUUUCUAGUUCUUUUAGGUAGUUUAAUUUAAAUUAUUUCAAAUUUGGGAGAAAUAAUUUAUGUACCAUGGUGAGACCUCUAAGUUGAAAUUAGACUUUCACUGGCAAGAAAUUCGUACGUAAUUUUUCCAAA
Messenger RNA from Mangifera indica (mango), 2181 nucleotides. Its product is annotated as terminal nucleotidyltransferase 4B-like. The transcript has 13 exons. Bases 115 to 1674 code for a protein of 519 amino acids. Gene Ontology annotation, molecular function: poly(A) RNA polymerase activity; mRNA binding. NCBI's taxonomy places the organism in Eukaryota, Viridiplantae, Streptophyta, Magnoliopsida, Sapindales, Anacardiaceae. Gene Ontology annotation, biological process: RNA 3'-end processing. Gene Ontology annotation, cellular component: TRAMP complex; nucleolus. The record is from RefSeq and is a predicted model, not a curated record.